Messenger RNA from Fomitopsis serialis, 1442 nucleotides. RefSeq names its product Clavaminate synthase-like protein. Lineage: Eukaryota; Fungi; Basidiomycota; Agaricomycetes; Polyporales; Fomitopsidaceae. Gene Ontology annotation, molecular function: dioxygenase activity. The transcript has 11 exons. Bases 24 to 1028 code for a protein of 334 amino acids. The record is from RefSeq and is a predicted model, not a curated record.
CUUUGGAACAGACGUCGACCAGCAUGUCUCUCGUGGAUGCUGCACAGAAGGCUGAGUCGACUCAGGCGUUCAGCCACAUACCAGUGAUAGAUCUUAAUGAUGUGUCGAGCAAGGACCCAGCGGUGCGCAAGGCACUAGCCGAUACUGUGAGAGAUGCUUGCAUGAACGUCGGAUUCUUCUACGUGGCGAACCAUGGCAUCCCCGAGACAUCGAUCGCGCAGGCGCUCGCCUCGACCAAGGGGUACUUCUCGCUGCCUCUAGAACAGAAGAUGGAGCUUGAAAACAAGAAGACUCCGAACUUCAAAGGCUACAACCCAGUCCGAAGCAGCCGCAACGACCCGCUCAGCGACGGGGAUAUGCAUGAAGGCUUCGAGUUUGGAUGGGAGGCGUUGGAAGCGGACAACUACGAUGGGAGACGGGCGAAAGAUGGUGCGAUGGCGGGGGCGAACGUCUGGCCUCGAGAACCGGCGGGCUUCCGUGAGGCAGCCCUGACAUACUACCAUGAUGCUGUCGCUCUGGGCAAGAACCUCUUUCCGCUGUUUGCUCUGGCGCUGGAUUUGCCGGAGGACUUCUUCGACGAUAAGACGAAGAACGCGGCUGCACUCAUGCGUGUGCUACACUAUCCACCACAAACAGGACCGGUCGACGAUCGGGUCGUGGGUAUCGGCGCGCAUACAGACUGGGAGUGCUUCACCAUACUAUGGCAAGAGCCAGGCAUACAAGCGCUACAAGUGCUAAACAGAGAGAAGCAAUGGAUCGACGCGCCGCCCCUUCCUGGGACGCUGGUCAUCAACCUCGGAGACCAGUUCGCACGCUGGACGAAUGACGUGUUCAAGUCGACUGUGCACCGCGCCAUCAACAGGAGCGGCGCCCGUCGGUACUCAAUUCCUCUCUUCUUCGGGACGGACUACGACGUGAAGCUGGAGCCGAUAUCUAGCUGCGUCUCGCCUGACCGGCCGCCCAAGUAUGAGGUGGUUACGGCUGGCGACUACGUCAAGUCAAGGUUGCAAGCCACCUAUGGUCACUGAUCAAUCACAUACUACAGUACAUGAAAGCCAAUGCGUUGUCUGACAUACUCGUGAGUAUAGCGUACCUUAUGAAGGUCCAUCAUAUACGUGUUCGUAACCCGAGUAUACUUGUAUAUGAUCGCCUUCCCUAGCUUAAAGAGGUCGUGAUUCUGGCCUGCCCAUCGGAGACCCUUUCGGAUAUCGACAGACUCAUCUGCUACUUGCUUCGACGGAGACACUGGCAUUGGAGCGGUCUGAUCUAUUCGCACCGCAGAAGCUGAACCAGUCAUGACUCUAUGUCCCAAUCACUCGUUUCAUGAAGCUUUGGCCAUCCAAGCUUUGGACAGUAGGUCCUCCAACUCCUGGUUCAUCCCUGAGGAAGUACAAGAGUGGCCCUGCACCACUGAGGUGGAGAACUCCUGCGAGUGCAGCAUG